GCGAGCUGGCUCGGCUCUGUUGGUGGUUGUCCGUCCACAUCUGCAGCAAGAGCUGUCCGGAAUUGCAACAGAAAAGGUUUGCGAAUUUUCAGAUAAAAAACUUUUGCUUCGGAAAAGUUGCGAUCGCAUAAAUUAGUGUCGCCGGUCGAUAUUUGUGAUUAGUGAACGUUUGUGUUCUGCCCAGUAAACAGGAUUGCAGGAACAAGCAGGAAGCCCAACGAUGGAGAACCUAACCAUACAGGAACUGUACACCUCGGAGGCCCGUGGUAGUGACGAAACCGGCAAUGGCACCGCCGAGAAGCCCUUCAAGACGAUCCUCCAGGCGAUGCGCCACGCCGGCAAGGAACCGUUCCCCACCAUCUACGUGGACGCCAAGGGCGAAAAGCCGGAAUCGCCGUUCGAGGUGGCGGCCAAGUCGCAGCUGAAGAAAAUCCAGAAAUGGUGGGUCCGCGAGGCUCAAAAGUCCACCGAGAAGCAGAAGCGCGAAGAGGAGGACGCCAAGAAGCGCGAGCAAAAUCUGGAGGAAGCGAAAAAGAUCGUCAUCAAGGAGGAUCCAUCCUGGAAGCCGGCCAAAAGGAUCAAGAUCCACAAGGGUGGCGAGAACCGUAACAUUCGGGUGAAAAUCUACGGAUGGGUGCACAGGUUGAGACGGCAAGGAAAGGGUUUGAUGUUUAUCACGCUGCGCGAUGGAACCGGUUUCUUGCAGUGCGUGAUGAAUGAUCUGAUGUGUCAGACGUAUAAUGCUUUGGUUCUGUCAACGGAAUCGGCCGUGCAGCUGUUUGGAACUCUGAAGGAAGUUCCGGAGGGAAAAACUGCCCCUGGCGGACAUGAGCUCCAUGUGGAUUACUGGGAGUUGAUCGGUCUGGCGCCGCCUGGUGGUGCCGAUAAGAUUUUGAACGAGGAAGCCCUUCCGGAUGUCCAGCUGGACAACCGCCAUAUUAUGAUCCGUGGCGAGAACACAUCCAAGAUUCUUAAAAUGCGCGACGUAAUUAUGGACGCCUUCCGGGCGCAUUACCACGACCGUGGCUACACGGAGGUAACGCCACCUACGCUGGUGCAAACGCAGGUCGAGGGAGGUUCCACGCUGUUCAAGCUCAACUACUUCGGGGAGGAAGCAUACUUAACCCAGAGUUCCCAGCUAUACCUGGAAACUUGCCUACCGGCUCUGGGUGAUGUUUACUGCAUUGCUCAAAGUUAUCGUGCUGAGCAGAGUCGCACGCGUCGUCAUUUGGCCGAGUACAGCCACGUUGAGGCUGAAUGCCCCUUCAUUACCUUCGAUGAACUGUUGGACCGGCUGGAAGAUUUGGUGGUCGAUGUUGUCGAUCGGGUACUCAAGUCUCCGUGGGGUUACAUAGUUAAGGAACUCAACCCGGAUUUCGCUCCGCCGAAACGACCAUUCCGUCGUAUGAACUACGCCGAUGCCAUUGUCUGGUUGAAGGAGAACAACGUGACCAAGGAGGAUGGAACCUUCUAUGAAUUCGGAGAGGACAUUCCGGAAGCACCGGAGCGAAAAAUGACCGACACCAUCAACGAACCGAUCAUGCUGUGUCGCUUCCCGGCCGAAAUCAAGUCGUUCUACAUGGCCAAGUGUCCGGAGGACAAACGGCUGACCGAGAGUGUAGAUGUUCUGCUGCCGAAUGUGGGCGAAAUUGUGGGAGGAUCGAUGAGGUCCUGGGACCACGAGGAACUGAUGGAGGGCUACAAGCGCGAAGGAAUUGACCCCGAGGCUUACUACUGGUAUAUCGAUCAGCGCAUCUAUGGAUCGCAGCCCCACGGAGGAUACGGAUUGGGCCUGGAGCGUCUCAUGUGCUGGCUGUUGAACCGAUACCACAUCCGAGAGGUAUGUCUUUAUCCACGUUUCUUGGGCAGAUGUAAACCUUAAAUAUCCGUACGUAAACGACGAAAAUUUACUUCUUUAUCAAACAACUAUAAUCCCUUUCAAUUUCAAACAAGAUUAGAAAUAUUGCUUUAAAUAAACUGGCACUAUGCUUAUUUCUUGCGAUUA
Molecule: messenger RNA, 2005 nt
Organism: Aedes albopictus (Asian tiger mosquito)
Lineage: Eukaryota; Metazoa; Arthropoda; Insecta; Diptera; Culicidae
Gene: AsnRS
Product: asparagine--tRNA ligase, cytoplasmic
Exons: 3
Coding region: 221-1882 (553 amino acids)
Biological process (GO): asparaginyl-tRNA aminoacylation
Cellular component (GO): cytoplasm
Molecular function (GO): ATP binding; nucleic acid binding; asparagine-tRNA ligase activity
Source: RefSeq, a predicted model, not a curated record